CGUCCAGGACAACACAUUGCUGGGAAUAAAGACGACGGGAUCCAGAUACCCAAACAUGACAGACCCAUUCUUGAUGGAUCAUAUGACCAGGCUAAAACUGAAACUUUUGGAAAAGAGAUUAGAAAAUGAGCGAGAGAUUGCGGAUGAUUCAUCUGAUACAGAACCUGUUACAGCAAGGAGCUAUGAUGGCCAGGAAGAGGCUUUACAGUCUGCACUGCGCAGGCGAAAGGAUCUGCUGCACAAAUUACGGGAGCAACAACUCCUUGAUGAGAUAGCUAGGCCUCAUACCUGGGAAGGAACACGUAGGAAAAAAAUAAAUGUAGAUCAAGUUCCUCCCAUACAUUUCUAUCAUACAGCACCUCCUCCAGAACCCCCGGUGCGCUUUUAUCCUCCACCUCCUCCACCUGAACCACCAAGGAUCAUCCAACAACAGUUACCCCAGCAGCCAACCACUAUAAUCCAGCAGCUACCUCCACAGCAGCCGCUGAUCACUCAGAUUCCUCCUCCACAAGCCUAUCAGCCGCCACGGUCAGGGAGCAUCAAAGAAGAUAUGGUGGAGAUGAUGCUUAUGCAGAAUGCCCAAAUGCACCAGAUCAUUAUGCAGAACAUGAUGCUGAAAGCACUGCCCCCUAUGGGUUUAUCACAAGCUGCCGGAAAUGCACCACAGUCGCUACCUCAGUCACAACAAGACCUUCAUAUUGCCAACCCUGUACUUUUGAAAGCAGAGAAGAUCCGUCCAUCAUCAGUACACCAUCACCACCACUAUACACCACCGGGCCUUCCGCCUGCGCCUCCUACAAUGCAGCCAGCAAUUGGCUAUCCAAUGUGGCCUCAAAUGAUGAUGCCUUCAAACAGCAUGGGGCAAGCAGGAGGGUUCCCUCAGGCCGUGCACCAUGUUACCGGUCCAACAACAACACUUCCAGCAAUGCACAUCAAUGGAUGGAAUUUCACACAGACUCCCGAGCGCACUAUAAGACCAUGAGCUGAGCAAGUGAUGUUUCUUACAUAACACCCCUUGUUCAGCCAGGAGGUAACUUUUGAAUGGGCACACAGCAAUUCACGUGGGAAGUCUGUUGACCACACAGCCAUAUUCUCUUCUAAAGGGAGGAAAGUCUGCUCGGUGAUUCAGUCGAGAGAAUUGCUUGAUGCUCAUUAAUUAGUGAUGAGCGAAGCGAGAUUCGGAUGCUACAUCCAAAGUCGCUUCGUUCAAAACUUUGGAUUAAUACUGUACAGAGAUCCGUCUCCGUACAGCAUUAAAAUGUUAUUCAGUUAUUCGCGAAGUCGUGCAACACUUUGUUGAAUAACUUCGGUAGUUGAUGUUUAAAGUGGAAAACCACUUUAAAACUUGGAAUCCAACUCGGUUACGAGGUACCAGUUGGAACCAAAGCCGAGUUCUGUAGCAUCCGAAGCUCGAUUUGCUCAUCAAACAAUGUAUGCCAAUAUAAUAACAAAGGCUAUUGAAUGUAUACAAACUAGUUGUUUUAUUUGCAUGACAUAUUGUAAUAAAUUGUAAAAAGCUGAGAUUUCUACUAUUUUUAAAUUGCAACAAAAUUAAAGAAAAAAAAUACAAACAAAGCAAUUGCAUUUCUGAAGUCUGUGAAGGAUGUCCUUUUCUGAAGAUGGAUCAUGGUCAAUACAAUUUUCACAGAUCAUAUAAAAGAUAUUAGAAAGUUCAAUGUUACUGUGUUACUAACUACAUUAACUACAAUUAAAUUAUUGACUAAAUUACUAUUUUCUAUCAGUUGUGGUUUAACCCUGAAAAAAAAAAAAUUAUCUGAGAAGGUUUGCACCUGCAGACCCUUUGGAAUGCCGUCUUUUAACGAGAAAGGGUUUGAUUCCAAGUUCAGAACUUAGUUGAUAAAGGUUUAUUCCCAUUUCAAACAUGUAUCGUGUAUCCACAGCAGUGGAAAAGGGGAAAAAGUCGCAGAUUGCAGCGCAAAUAACCUUUGCAUCACAAUCUGUGACAGAUAUACGCCAAAGCAUGGUGUAUAACUUUUUCUAAAUGUCACCCUGUUUUUUUGUUAUAUGCUGGGCUGGUGUACAACUUGUUUAGCUACACAGAGAAGGAGACUCUGCUGUACUUUGCUAUGCAGUUAGGCAUUGCAAUUUUGUUUUUUGAAUUGUGGCCUGUGGGGAAACAUAUGCAACUGCAUGGCAUAUACUUGCACACCUUGCAGACAGCAGUUGGAUGUAUAAGGCUACAUGCACACGACCGUAUGUGUUUUGCGGUCCGCAAAAAAAAAAACCAGAUGGCUUUCCAUAUGGCAUCCGUUUUUUUUG
Messenger RNA from Bufo gargarizans (Asiatic toad), 2280 nucleotides. RefSeq names its product chromosome 8 C21orf58 homolog (gene C8H21orf58). The record is from RefSeq and is a predicted model, not a curated record. The transcript has 10 exons. NCBI's taxonomy places the organism in Eukaryota, Metazoa, Chordata, Amphibia, Anura, Bufonidae. Bases 56 to 982 code for a protein of 308 amino acids.